AUGUCCAACUUUCCCAUGUCACCACCCACAGGGUUGAGAGGUCAGAGGAGAUCAGGGGCCCAAGAACCAGGAUAUCGGGUCACAGUGACUACUCAAGGUGAGAGGGAUACAAACAGAUAUGAAUCCGCACAAGAACGUGAUGAACGUCUAGCCUGGGAAGCAGAGGAGCGCCAACUCAGCGUACCAUUCAGCGGUUCUACUCAGCACUACCAUUCUCUAUGUAGAAGAAAACGUCAAGACUCUCUCUCUGGAUCUUCUUCUCUGACCGCAGACGAUGGGAAUGAUUCAGUAGAUCCUCAGCUUGAUGAUAAUUGUCGGGCCAGUCCCUCACAAGCGGAGUUUUAUGACCUCAGUGCUGACAGGGCAAACAAUAGUAUAAACCAAGAACAAGCUCUACAACCCAUCGACAUUGAUGGGCAGCAGACGGAUUUGGGAGUGGGUAACUCGGUAGAGGAGUGGGAGCAAGAAGAUGACUACGAGGACAUACCAUCACAAGAGCAAUUGGUACCCAUUUCAGGUCUCUCUGAUAGUGAAGCAAGCCAAAGGGUGAUGACCUUUGGUCCCCUUCCCUCACCUGUCCAACCUCUCUCCUGGAACCAAUCAGCCGACCCACUAUCUCACUUGUCACGGUUGAACGCACAGAUGAUGGUUCCUUUACCUCCGCCCACAUCGGCUAUCCAGCAUCCGCGCUCCUUGGUCUUUUCUCUCCAUCGCCAGAGACAGCAUAGGUCACAAGUUGGAUUGUUGGAACCUACCCAUAGAUCCUCUGAAGAGGAUGACAAUAUGAAACCUCCAGGGACAGAUCCUGCUUGGUGA
This is a messenger RNA of Tremella mesenterica DSM 1558, 816 nucleotides long. RefSeq lists its product as uncharacterized. The transcript has a single exon. The record is from RefSeq and is a predicted model, not a curated record. Lineage: Eukaryota; Fungi; Basidiomycota; Tremellomycetes; Tremellales; Tremellaceae. Bases 1 to 816 code for a protein of 271 amino acids.